Molecule: messenger RNA, 1890 nt
Organism: Ctenocephalides felis (cat flea)
Lineage: Eukaryota; Metazoa; Arthropoda; Insecta; Siphonaptera; Pulicidae
Product: sec1 family domain-containing protein 2-like
Exons: 9
Coding region: 1-1890 (629 amino acids)
Biological process (GO): vesicle-mediated transport; intracellular protein transport
Source: RefSeq, a predicted model, not a curated record
AUGGUUUUAGAUAUUAAUCAAUGUUGUUCUACUUGGUGGAACGAAGUCUUAAAAAAAGUUAAAAAGGCAGUUGUAUUCAUUGAUAAUGCAGCUGCCGAAAGUUUUCAUUGGAAUGCAAAUUUAAUAGAUUUUUACACAGCAGGAGCAGAAAGUGUUAAAGCAUUUUCCCCUUUCGAAAGUGCCACAAAAAAAUUUAAGAAAGCAGUUUUUAUAACAAGUGCAUAUGGUAGCAAUAUUGAAGUUCUUAAAAUUAUUAUUGAAAGCAGUAAAUUUGAAUACUGUGUUUUAAUAACUACUGCUCAUCCAUUUGUUUUGUCUCGAGAAAGAUACAGUAAUGAAACAGCAGAUAAUGAAAUGCAAGCUUUCAAUUUGCUGGAAAAUGAAAUGCUGAAAUGGAUGGGAAAUAUGGAUUAUACAGCGGAAAUAUUCUAUUUUCCUUUAUUUAUUGCUCCUUUAACUAAAAAUUUCUUUAUCACACCAGAAUUUGAUCAUAUGUUUCCACCAUUGCAAAAUCUUUCUGAUGUACAGCAAAAUAAAGAUAUUCAAACAUCAAUCAGACAUCUUACAGCUUUAUUGCACAGUCUUUUCGGAAUAAUGGGUUUAAAGGAAGAUAUUUUUUCUUUAGGUGAUUUUAGUGCUAUUGUAGCUUCAAUGUUGGAAAACUUUUCACCAGCAGCUAGUAGGAGAAAGAAUGCAUCAAACUCAGCUACUUUAAUUUUUAUUGAUCGCACCCUGGAUUUGAGUUCAGCAUUGUCGCAUAAUAGUGAAUCAAUAUUAGAUUGUAUAAAGUUAAUUUUACCAAAAUUUCCUGGGCAUAACUUAGACGUUGCAGUUGAUAUGUCAUCAAUAUGCAAAGCAAAUGUAGACAAUAAUAUAUCUGAUGAUAUUCAAUUGGCACCAGGAUGUCUUGCUCAACCUACUGAACAAGUUAGUAGAAAUAUGAUGGAAUUAUUAAUAACUAGCAAUCAAAAAAAAGUUUUAAGUCAAGUUUAUCAAAAUUUAUCAGACAUUAAAUAUGCAACAGCUGUUAAAAGUCCCCCAAGAAUAACAUUGCACACAAUAGAAAAAGCUAUGAAUUCUCUUGGAGAUGAUUGUUAUUUAAAUACUACGGCAUCUGCUACUUUGCAACAAACUUUGGCUAUAAUUAAAACUAUUAAAUCACCACUAAUGCCAAUAAUUCAAUUGAAACUGAGCUUGGAGCAAAUUAUUCUUCAAAAUUUGGCUGCAAGUAAAAAUUCUACUAGUAUAUUAUUGCAGCUGUGCCAAAUUAUCAAAAGUCGUGAUAGCAGAGGCUUAACUCUGGAAGAUAUUUUUUGUUUACUACUUUAUGUUUACUGCUUAGCUGGUUCUGACAUAUCGUUUUCUGAAACACAAGAAAAUGAAUUAUCAGAAUGCCUGACCUCAGCAUUGAGUGACUGGUCAGAGGAGUUAACAGUGGACAAGGAAACAUUUGCUGAAUUUAUUAUAUCAAAACUUAAAAUAGCUGCUAAAGCUAGAGAAAAUUUAACAAGGUAUAAAUCAGUGGUACACUCUGCAAAUAAAAGUCAACCAGCUGAAUUCAAAAGCAUUUUGGAACAACUUAUGGAAGACUUAUUAAAUCCUUCCAAACCAGAAAUGAUUGAUUUAGCUUCAAAGUCCAUUGGAAUAACAGAUCUUUUAAAGAGCAGUUUGAGCUUGCUUAUUAAUAAACCCAAGAAAAAUAUUCAUCCUGCUGAUAACGAUUAUAUAAUAAUUUUUGUUGUGGGUGGAAUAAAAGCUCAUGAAGUAAAUUUGUUACAAAAAAUGAUGAAUAAGGAACAGAAUAAGAAAUUAUUGAUUGGUUCUACAAAGCUUAUAACUCCAAUAGAUGUGAUAAAUACUGUGUUAGAAUUGAAGGAAAGAAAAUCUUAA